AUGGACUGCCAUUUUUCUGUGUGGGGAGUUUUGGCCUUUCUGAGUUUGGCCCUGGUUGUUUCAUUGAUACUGAAUAUUUCACACUAUAUGAAAAAGAAGCAAGAGACUAAAAUGUAUAAAGACUAUGAAGACAACAAUCCAAGCUAUGACGACUAUUACACAGAAGAUGACCCAGUUUAUGGCAAUCUCAAUCAAGAUGUUUUAGAGGAAUGUUGUUACGAGCAGAUGAAGUCCCAGCCUCAAAGGCCAGUUAACCAACUACAGGUGGAGUCUGCCAAUCAGAUGUGUUAUGCCUCACUUGACCACAGCGUCAAGGGAAAACGCAGAAAACCAAGAAGAAAGACAGACCCUUCACUAGAGGAGGAUGAAGAAGAAAGAUCAUCUAACCCCACCGUGGCUUCCAAAGUUAGCAUUUACCUCAAUAGCGAGCAGCUGGCUGCUGAAAACACGGCAAACGUAGAAGCCAUUCAUGAUGAUCCCAUCAGAUUAAUGGGUUUGAUUCAUACUACAAAAGGAGAGAACAUUUGA
Messenger RNA from Nipponia nippon (crested ibis), 528 nucleotides. The record is from RefSeq and is a predicted model, not a curated record. NCBI's taxonomy places the organism in Eukaryota, Metazoa, Chordata, Aves, Pelecaniformes, Threskiornithidae.